This is a messenger RNA of Musa acuminata subsp. malaccensis (wild Malaysian banana), 1155 nucleotides long. RefSeq names its product bZIP transcription factor 44-like. Gene Ontology annotation, molecular function: DNA-binding transcription factor activity; transcription cis-regulatory region binding. Gene Ontology annotation, biological process: positive regulation of DNA-templated transcription. Gene Ontology annotation, cellular component: nucleus. The record is from RefSeq and is a predicted model, not a curated record. NCBI's taxonomy places the organism in Eukaryota, Viridiplantae, Streptophyta, Magnoliopsida, Zingiberales, Musaceae.
AAACUUGUUUUCAGAUCAUACCACCUACAUCUCUAUAUAUUUUCCUAUUACCUACUUACCGUCUACAUACAAUCUCGAUCGCAAUAAUAAUCCUCUGCUCAAUAUCUUUUGGUGUGUUGCACUUCCAUUGAUAAUAAUUAAGAAAAUUAGUGUAUAUAUAGUUCUGUUAGGUCUCAUGGCCUCUCCUAGUGCUACUUCUUCCGGUUCGAGCCGGAUUGGGCAGUCCCAGUCCGAGGAGGACCUGCAGGCUUUGAUGAACCAGAGGAAGCAGAAGCGAAUGCUGUCGAACCGGGAGUCAGCGCGCCGCUCCAGAAUGAGGAAACAGAAGCAUUUGGAUGAUCUAACGGCGCAGGUGAGCCAGCUGAGGAAGGAGAACGGCCAGAUCCUGACCGCCCUCAGCGUCACCACGCAGCACUACGUCGGCGUGGAAGCCGAGAACUCCGUGCUCAGGGCCCAAACGAUGGAACUCACCGCAACGCUGCAGUCACUGAGACAGAUCCUUCACUACAUGCGUGGUAUCGGCAGCGCCAUCGGUGACUUGGUUCAGCCGUCGGAUAGCUUCGUGAGGCCAUGGAACUUGAUGGGUGCGAACCAGCCCAUGAUGAUGGCCUCCGCAGACACGUCUCAGCUGUACUGUUAGACCGCUAUCACGGGGGCCUCAGGAGGGACCCUUUUUUUUUGGACUGAUCUUUUUGGUGGUGUAAUUCGUAAUGCAUCAUGGUCCUAUGCUACCGUGAUGUUCACUAUCUCGGGGUGUGAUCGAGGGAUGGGCAGAAGAAGAACAUCUCCAACCCUAAGAAUCUCUUUGGUGUGGACCAGUGAGUGAAGAUAAAAAAGAAGAAGAAAUUAAAGACGGAAGGAAAACCACGGAGGUGGAGAAGUGACCUUAACAGGGAACUGUGCACCCAAGUUUUUAUUCUGGUCUCCAUGUCAUGUGGGUUACUAUCCAAAGCAGUCGAGUGUAAUCAAAUCCUUCUCUUUGUUUUCUAUCUAAUACCGGCUUAUAGUGUAUUGCUCUCUCUCUUUCUCACAAGUAAUUCCCGAGGUGAGAUGCAAAAAGGUGCUUUGUUUGAAAACAUCAAGAUUGCGUAUAUGUAUGGAUUAUACCAUCCAAGGAGUACUGCUUGGAUGGUUGACAUUCAAAAUGCUUCUUUC